Monopterus albus (swamp eel) is the source of this 6123-nucleotide messenger RNA. Its product is annotated as protocadherin-1-like. NCBI's taxonomy places the organism in Eukaryota, Metazoa, Chordata, Actinopteri, Synbranchiformes, Synbranchidae. Gene Ontology annotation, biological process: homophilic cell-cell adhesion. The record is from RefSeq and is a predicted model, not a curated record. Gene Ontology annotation, cellular component: plasma membrane. Gene Ontology annotation, molecular function: calcium ion binding. The transcript is spliced from 6 exons. Bases 594 to 3887 code for a protein of 1097 amino acids.
GAGGGAUGGCAAGCGCGAGCGCAGUCUUUUGGAUUCACUCCACUUUUUCAUCACACACGGUGCAGUCGCGCGACCUGCUCCGUGCUGGACCGGGAGGUGGACAGAGUUUGUGGCGGCAGAGCGGUGCUUGCGCGUCGGAGUGGAAACUAACCGGACGACCGCUUCUGGCAACUCACGGACCUAGUGCGUCUUGCUUGGGUGAUUUUUAAACGUUUCUAUUCCUUCUUCCCUCCCCUGUCCCGGUGCUCCGUCCUCUUACACCACCGUCACCUCCACCCGACUACCUCCCCAAGCGUGCCAUCAGUGGAGGAUGCUGCUGUCAGUGCAGUCCGCCCGGUGGUAACGUUUGCUACGGAGUAGCAGUGAGUGAGUGACCCUCUGUCCGGACGGGUCUUCCCGUUUCCCCGGAGAGAGGAAGGACCGCCGGGCUGACGCACGGCGCUGGUCACGACAGUAAAAGUGGACAGAAAUUGUCUGGAGAGGCUCCGACUGGGUACCGAGGACGAGCCAAGCCUGUAGCCGGGCUGGAACGCUCAGAGCUGGGGAACCGCGCGGCUCUCACCCGGUCCAGAGCUGUGCUGUCGGGUGGAGACAUGGCGACACCGAGGUGGAAGGUUCUGCUGUUCCUGGCAGUCAUCCUGCUGGUCUCCUGCAAGGCCGCACCCACUGACAUCUUAUAUCGGGUUCCUGAGGAGCAACCGCCCAACACGCUGAUUGGCAGCCUGGCGGCAGACCAGGGCCUACCCGACACUGGACACCUCUACAAGCUGGAGGUGGGCUCACCGUACUUGCGUGUGGACGGCAAAACCGGUGACAUCUACACCACAGAGAUCCCCAUUGAUCGUGAGGCGCUCAGAGACUGCCGCAAUAUGUUUGAAGGCGACCCGUGCUUCUUGGAGUUCGAGGUGUCGAUCACUGACAUGGUGAAAGGAAUCGGGUUGGGGCCUCGGCUGAUCGAAGGCCGCAUUGAAGUGGUGGACAUCAAUGACAACACGCCGCAGUUUGCCUCACCCAUCCUCACCCUCUCCAUCCCUGAGAACACACACAUCGGCGCACUCUUCUCCAUCCCCAUGGCCACCGACAAGGACUCCGGCACCAAUGGCGUGGCUGAAUAUUCCCUGAGCGCCAGGCCGGACGCUGACCAGCUCUUCACCCUGCAGGUUGCUGUGGACUCAGAUGAGAAGCUGCCACAGCUGGUGGUCAUGGGCAACCUGGACCGUGAGAAGAAGGACUCCUAUGACCUGAACAUCCGGGUGGUGGAUGGUGGGAAGCCGGCACGGGGAAGCAGCGCUCUUCUGCGGGUCACCGUCACUGACCAGAACGACAACGCUCCCAGGUUUGAGAGGACUUUUUACGAGGCCGAACUACCAGAAAACAGUCCGCUGGGGCACUCAGUGCUGCAGGUCAGAGCCAAUGAUGCAGAUGCUGGUACCAAUGGAGAGAUUGACUACAUCCUCCAUCAGGCACCAGAAUCAGUCCAGCGGCUUCUGCGCAUUGACCGUGCUACUGGCAUCAUCUAUGUCAAAGGCUUGGUGGACCGCGAGGAAGAGAACUUUCUCAAGUUUGCUGUGGUCGCCAAAGAUCGAGGGCCCAACUCUAAGAGCUCCAAAGUGUUCGUAAACAUCAAUGUCAAGGACCAGAAUGACAAUGCACCAGCCAUUGAGAUCCGUGGUAUUGGCUUGGUGACACACCACAAUGGUAUAGCCAACAUCUCUGAGGACAUGCCAAUUGGUACACCAGUGGCGUUGGUCCAGGUAUCGGAUCGUGAUGAGGGGGAAAAUGCAGUGGUGACCUGCGUGGUUGCUGGUGAUGUCCCAUUUCAGCUCCGGCCUGCAAGCGAGUCAGCCAGUGAUCGAAAGAGGAAAUACUUCCUGCAGACAACUACCCUGCUUGAUUAUGAAAGUAUUAAAGAUUACAGGAUUGAAAUUGUUGCUGUGGAUUCUGGGAACCCAGCCCUGUCCAGCACCAAUUCUCUCAAAGUCCAAGUCACAGAUAUGAAUGACAACACACCAAACUUUUCCCCUGCGAUGCUUGAGGUGGACUUUGCAGAGGGCAACCAGCCAGGUGAAAAGGUGCUGGAUGUUGUGGCGACAGAUGCAGACAAUGGCAUCAAUGCAGAGUUGGCCUAUAGCAUCAUUGAGCAUUCUGCCAAUAAGCUCUUUGAGAUUGAUUCUAACACUGGGGAGGUUCGUGUGAAGAACCUGUUGGAUCGGGAGGAGACAGACCGUUAUGAGUUCCGUGUGGCAGCAGCAGACAAAGGUGUUCCUAGCAAAACUGGCACUGCUACAGUGGUGAUUCAUGUUCUGGACCGCAAUGACAAUGACCCCAAGUUUAUGCUAAGUGGCUACAGCUUCUCUGUCAUUGAAAACAUGCCUCCGCUCAAUCCUGUUGGUGUGGUAACUGUCACUGAUGCUGAUGAGGGUGAGAAUGCCCGAGUGAGACUGUUUGUGGAACCAGACAAUGGCAAAUUUGUCAUCCAGAAUGGCACAGGAACCAUCCUGUCCAGCAUCUCCUUUGACCGCGAGAAGGAAAGCACCUAUACCUUCCGCCUAAAGGCUGUGGAUGCUGGUGACCCACCUCGAUCCUCCUAUGUGGGUGUGACCAUCAAUGUGCUAGAUGAGAAUGACAAUGCCCCCUAUGUCACCAAACCAGCCAACUCCUCCUACAUGUAUCUAACACCCGCCACUCCACCUGACACCCGUGUUGAGGUGGUAGAGGCUGAGGACAUUGAUUCUGGACCCAAUGCUGAGCUUUUCUACACCAUCACAGGAGGCAAUCCAUAUGGCCUGUUCCACAUCUCGCCCAGUAGUGGGGAGAUCACACUGGCACAAGAAUUCACUGGCAAGCACAAUGGAUUGCACCGCCUCGUGGUGAGGGUCAGUGACAAAGGCAAACCUCCUCGCCACACCACCACCCUGGUCCACGUUUUUGUCAAUGAAACCAAGUCCAAUGUCUCCUCCAUUGAGGCUUUGGUUGGACACAGUCUGUACACCCCUCUGGACAGGGACAUUGCUGGAGAUCCCAACUAUGCCCUCGCUCAGCGCAGCAACAUCCUGUACGGCAGCCUUGCAGGUAUUGCUGGUGUUAUUCUGGUCAUUGUAGCUGUAGUGGUCAUUAGACACCGACUGCAGAAGGACACCAAGAGUGGCUACCAAGCUGGCAAGAAGGAGAGUAAGGACCUGUAUGCUCCCAAGCAGGGCCCCAAAAAUGGUAAAGGAAAGAAGAGCAAGAAGGGAAAAGCACCAAAACCUGCUAAGCCGCUGGAGGAGGAUGAGGAAGCCAGCCUGCAGAAAGGCCUCAAAUUCAACCUCAUCAAUGACAGUGUCAAUGACAGUCCCAGAAUCCACCUGCCCCUUAACUACCCACCAGGAAGCCCUGAUCUGGGCCGCCACUACCGCUCCAACUCUCCCCUACCCUCCAUCCAGCUGCAGCCACAGUCACCCUCUGCCUCCAAGAAGCACCAGGCUGUUCAGGACCUCCCUGCCACUAACACUUUUGUGGGAACGGGCGACAACAACUCCACAGGCUCUGACCAAUAUUCGGAUUACAGCUACAAGGCCAACCCACCCAAAUACACCAACAAACAGCUCCCCCAUCGCCGAGUGACCUUCUCCACCGCCAACCAGGCUCAGGACCUGCAGGAUGCGUCCCAGCACAGCUACUACGACAGCGGCCUGGAGGAAUCGGAGACACCCAGCUCCAAGUCUUCUUCGGGGCCACGGAUUGGGCCGCUUGCACUGCCCGAGGACCACUAUGAGAGGACCACACCCGACGGCAGCAUCGGCGAGAUGGAGCACCCGGAGAACGGUAAGACCAGGUGGAGCGUCGUCGAGCACCAAGCCGGAGAGGGGGGCCGGACAAAAAAGACUGCCUUAAGACAAAACUAAAGACACAGAGCAUCUAAAGCUUCUCUUUUUUCCUCCUCCAAUUUACACAAAGAAAACAGAUUCAGUUCUCAAGCUUUUUUUCUUCUUUGCUGCAGUUUGGAGGAUUUUUUUCUCUUCCAUUUCCUCCUUGUCUGUGGUUGUGAACUGCUUUUUUGUCAUAUUUCACAUUCCUGGUGCAAGUUUUUGUCAAGGAUCAAAUCACAAAAACAAAAUUAAAAAAAAUAACAAGAAAGACAAAAUGUUUUUGUUGGAGACAAAGUUCUGAACAACAGGGAAUAAAUCACGUUUGGUUCUUCUGGGCUCUUUUUUCCUUCCAUGUGCUUGCUAGGCCGUUUUCGAGAGGUGGAUUUAUCCUUCUUUGUCGAGGCUGCGCUCUUUUCUGUGUGGAUGAAACCGAAGCCUAAGUGGAAACAUCACAUUUGCAGUGGAUUAUCGACUCUCCACCUUUGAUGGAUUUUUGCUCUUGUUGCUCUUUUUUCUGCUGGUUUUGGGGCAUUUUUUCCCUGUGUGAAAACUGUAGUUCCACUUUGUUUUCCAAGGGUCACAUUUUAUGUGGAAAUCAAUCCCUUUUGAAACAUGUAACUGUUUUUUUGGUAGCCCUGGUGCCUGUAGUUGAUGAUUGACAGUCAGGGUUCGGAGGACAGGGUGAAUGGCGUGCAAUCAGCUGACCCACAUCCUCGCACCGGCCAGUAGAAGCUCUGGUAGUAACCAACAGGUAGUAACCAUGUCACUACUGCCACUCUCGUGCCUCCCUGUUUAAACGAGCAUGUGGCCACAGUUAAGGGAGUCAGAUCAGAUCCUAGCUUAGCACGAAGACUGGCAGCAGGGGAACUGCUAGACGAGCUGCCAAGAGAAAAAAAGACUAAAGCACCACAAAGUGUCAGUAUUUGGCAGAAAAAGUCACUUUUACAUAUAUUUCCUCCUGAGUGCAAUGUCAUGUUUGUUUUUUAAACAAACAAACAAACAACCACAAAGAUAUUCACUCUUGUUUGAGCUCACUUUAUUUACAACCUUUCACUCAUCAGACCUUCAUCACAUAAAACUCAUACACACAAAAAGCACAUGCGUAGGAUAAACAUAACCCAGGAGAAAGUAACCAAUCAGAAGGAAGCAGCAGCUCCCUGGUAUUCAUACUGAUGAGGCUCAAUGAGCUGCACUAAUCAUAAUCAAACCCUCAUAACUCAGCUGUAAUGUGCUGCUCAGAACAUGCUGGUCAGUUAGUCAGUAGCCAAAUUCAAGGGAUCUGUACCAAAACGUCUGUAUAUGUCCUGUGUUUGUAUUAGAAAUGAAUAUUGGAUGAUACAAAAAAGAAAAGGCUAAUAAAAAAGUAAGUGGUUGACAGGUUCUUGCAGUUGUGGCCUGUUUCAGAUUCAGGAACACUUUUAGUACCACGUGCACAUAUCAAGUCCAAGCAAUCCUGCAAAUAGUUAAACAGCAGUUGCACCAUAAAUGAAGAACAAAUUUAGAAGUUGUUCCACCUCAUAGCCUCCUUGAUCUGCUGUCAUGCUAGCACUUCCCCUGCCUCCAGUCUCUGUGCUAAGCUACAGUAAAUGCAUCCUAAUCUCAUUACUGUAUCUUAUAGUAUUAAUAUAGCUAGGAUGAAAAAUUGACAUAUAAUAUUAAAAUGUAGUAUCAUAUAUGAUAGUUUACAAUAUAUGAAUUGCAGCAGAAUAUGAUUAUGAUGUUAUGGGGGAACGAUGUGAACUCGUCUAUCUGUCUACACUAUCUAUCUGUCUCUAUCUCCCUCUCUGCUGCGCCAUAUUUGAACCAAAUCAGCUCUCCAUCUUCAUCACUCCUCUUCCUCCUUUCCUUAGCAAAAGUUUCAACUUGUAAAAGACAAAAUAGCUUGUGUUUUUUAUGACAUUCACUGCCAGUGAAUCCAGUCAUCCAUGCAGUUAAAGUCUCUGCGACCUGUUAAUCAAAUUGCUAAAGACCUCCAGGCAGAUCUCCACUUCCUUGUAUCUUCCAGUAAUUAAACCUGUGCAGGGCUCAGCUGGUUGCUUAGUAUGACUGCUUAGUCACAGAUGAGUAACCACCGAUCAAAGCCUGGACUAUUUGUAAGUGUUUAUUCUGAAUUAUCGCAGUAUGUUCAUGGGAUAUAAAGUUGUAAAGUGGUGUAUGAAUUUGAGUAUUUGUAGUCGACACAGGUUUUCGGUAGGAAUCAAACGGAGCACUUCAGUGACCUCCUGCUGUACCUGUGAAUGUACUUUGUAUUCAGAGGUUUUUAUUACAAUAA